UGUUCGUUCGUACAUCGCGGCUCUCGUCGAUUUGGCCGCUGGGAGGGGGGAGGAGGAGGCUCCCCAUCCUCCCCUUCUCUCGCUCACGCUACUACGGUUAUCCUGUAUAUACUUUUGGAUGCGAAAAACGCGCAUACCUGCACCAUCAACGAGCAUGGAGAUACCUAAGACGGUGCAAGAAGAAAUAAACACUGUGCAAAACAAGAUGAAGAAUGCCAUACGUGAUCAUACGAUAUACUUUGGCAAAUUGAAAGAUGAUCCAAACAAUACUAUUAUUCGCGGACGAAUACAGGACAUCCAUUGGCACAUCAUCUCCCUGGAUAAAAGUCAAAAGCAAGUCCUAGAGCGAUUGCGCAAAGAUGUCGAGGCAUUCAAUGCACAAAAUGCGAAUGGGCCAAAAGUUUCCCUAGCAUCGUUGCUUGGCUUGAAUAAUAACAAUAAUCAUAUCACGAAUAAUAAUGAUAAGAAAAGUAGCAAGGUGGUGGGAAACGACGCCAACAAUUUCGAUGUUAAAAUAUCGAAAGAUGAUUACGAGGACACGGUGCGCAACAGCGACGUACCUUCCCCCUCGCAAGAGAACUCAACUUCCAAAGAUCGAUCGAGCUCGGUGGAGACGAUAUCAGGAGGCGAGGAUGACGUUAUUGAAGUCUCCAUGGAUGAAAAUUCAAACGAGACGCAAGAGGAGACGCUUGAUGAGAAGGAUUUAAAAAGCGAUGUUAACGAAAAGAUAACGUUUUUAUCAAAUUUAAAUCUGAUCACCAAUGCGAGAUGUUCCGAAUUACAGAACAAAAGGGUAGAAAGGAAACGACGUAGUACAGCUAAUCCGCAGUUUGUGUAUUCCAAUUUUGAAACUCCGAUGAAAAGGAAGAGAUGUACGUAUUUACAAUCUGGUGGAAGCGCACCACAGACACGACAAACGACAGCUCGCAUGAACGGACCAUCACCACCUCCAGUUAGUAAGACAGCCUUACCGAAAUCUACUUCGCUGCCUUCGAAAACAACGAUAGGAAAAUCUCUCAUACCCUUGCAAAAGUCAAUGACAAGACCAAACAUUCUUAGGAACGCAUCGGAAAAUAAAGUCUAUCCAGGAAAGGGCAAGAUUGAAAAUGGUUCGAAUUCCGUGUCAUUACCGAUCGUUGCUACGAAAACGAUCCAAUCAGCUGGUAGUAGAACUGUUCAUAUACCAGGAUUACCUUCGUGUUUAACGAUAGAGAGGAUCGAAAAUGAUUCGAUUGUUUGUAUAAGGUGUAGAAAUCCAGGUACUUUAACGGUUUGCGAGAAUUGUUCGGCCAACUAUCAUGUAUCCUGUCAUUCCGUCUCACCAGCACCCCCAAGAAUUUGUCCGAAGUGUGCGUUCGUUGAGGAUGACGAAGAAGAGGAGGAGGAGGAAGACGCAGUGGUCCAGGAAGCCGAAGAGGAAGAUGAAGGGGAGGAAUUUAAUGGAAGGGAAUCCUGCAAUAAGGAGGAAGAGCUCGCUACAACAUCGUACGCGUCAGGAACUAUUAGGAAAGCAGGAGCGGACACAGAAAUCCAUAAAACGUCUUGUGGACUUUAUAAAGCUGAUGCAACUUCGAAAAGACACGUGCUCGCCUCCGCGCUCGGAAUCGGACAGCUACCAUCCUCGACCUUUCUCAUCCCAAUCGCCCCGAGUAAUGUCGCCGCCACCGCCGCAAACCACGAGUACUCGACAAUCAGUACAACAAUCGCAUCAAGAACCGACAUCGAGCAAUCAGAGAACAAUAACUGCAACGGUAACGGUACUGGCCGAUCCUAUUCUUCGAUCGUCCUCAACCAUUUGCCACAGUCAAACAUCAGCUACGUGCAAUCAGAGUCCCAGUUGCCAUAUACCUACCAGUUGCCAAUCAGUAACAAUGUCCAACCAGAAAAGCAUCAGUCAUACCUCAUCCUUAAGAAGAUCAAAGAACCAAUCGGAAGGUCCGGCCAGCAGCAGCAGCAACUUGCCACCAUUGGAACACAACCAGAAGGGCAGAGUAUUUCAACGUUCUUCGACUCCCAACAGCCAACCACGUCUCAGUACGAAUCACACGUUCACUCCGAGGUCACCUUCACCUACCCUUCCGUCUACCUUGAAAAGCAUCUCUCCGAGCCGAUCAACCGAGGUCGUAGUAAAAAAACAAAUCGGGCAGUACCAGGGCUCAAUCGCAUCAUCGAUUCCGAAGAAUUCUCCAUUACUACCGGCGACCAUCCGAUGGAACGAUCGGUCUGCAACGGCAAGAAGCCCAGAACCAGCAGACAAUCGAGAAUCAAACUCGGUAUCAAUCAUCUACGAUCAACAACAAGAAACAAGAGGUUACUCUUACCCGCAUACGACAGUGGCGCAAUAUCAACCGAACAGUUACCACUGUCAAACAGUGCCAACGCAAAAGAGACAUUUCUCGGUAAUUGGUCAAAGAAUCGAAUACGACCAGGAGGUGGGUUGUUCAACUCUUUCUUCCCAAGCUACGACCCCUCCUCCAGUGUCAUCGUCGACGAUACCACCAUUGUCCUCUCGCGAACCACCUGUAAUACAAACGACAAAGACCGCACAGACGUGUACCAACAAUCGUAUCGCAAAACUGACCGUUUCGAAUCAAUCGAGCACCCAAACGAACACCAGCGCGGAACCAUCUCAAAGUUCUUCGAACACGUGAAAUUGGAAGAAGCGCAUAUAUCAGCGCCACCUAGAGCAAAGCUAGCGUGCAAGAGCACGACAAACAUCGAGAUCGACGAAGAGCUCGAUCGAUUUCAUCUACAGGAUAAAGAUGACCAAAAGAAUUUUUGCAAAAGUUCCAAUAACGAAUUUCCUCGCGAACAAGAAGAAGAAGAAGAAGAAGAAGAACGAGUAGUGGGACCAAGGGCCGAAGACGAUUCCCGAUCUAAGACUCUCGAAUAUGCUGAACUCGUGAACGAAAAAUCAUGUUCGAGGAUGACAACGAAAGGUAAUGCUGAUGAUGGGAACGUUACAUCUAAAGAAGCAAUAUCGAACAUAAAAGAAAAUGAUCAGAUCUUGUCUUUGAAGAAAGAUUUCUCUGAGACGUCAUUUUCACAGUCCCAAACCGCACAAGUUAAUCCCAUUAAACCCGAUGACGAGGUAUCAGUUCCUGAUGAUAAGGCUGACGUCGAGAGACAAGACUUACACGGUGGCCGAUCGUCGUCCAGCACUCCUGACAGUGACGUUUCGAAUAAAACUUCGAUCACUGAGGAAGGACGAUCCUCCAUGAAAGAACUCGAUGAAGAUCUAGGCAUUAGCACCGUUUCUCUAGAAAGUAUGCGCGUUUUGGAACAAUUUGAGUCUGCCAUGCUGGAGGCCGAUUGUAGUAAGACCGCCACUUGUUAGAACUGCAUUUGGAUAAACGAACCUGACUCAGUUGCUUACAUUAUUCGUAGUGCUUUAUUUUUUAGUUAUUUUUCUUCUUUAACGAAUCAAACUCUCGAAACAAAAAGUAUGCUACGUUAAGGAUUAUAUUCCUGGUCUCGUCCUGACAUUAGCAUAAUAAGUGAGUUUGGCAGUAGCAGUAUUUUUCUAUUGAUUUUCCUACAUAUUUUAAAUAUAUAUCAUUCGAAUUAAAACAAUAAUGAUUGUCGUGAGAAGAAAGUGAACAAAAUUGAAACAGAAGAGAAAAUUCACUAGUAUCUCGGGGUUCCUUUUAAUCUAUUUUACAUUCUUAUUUUUGUAUUUUUAUUUAUUUAUGAAUAAUACCGAUAUUUCUUUGAAUGAUGUAUUGCGAACAAUUCUUUUUUUUUACAGAUGAAAUUUCAUAUAAUUCUGUAUGCAUCUUUGAAACUGUCUAUCAAAAAAAGAAGCAUACUUUUCAAUGAUAUCGAUAAAUUGUUCUUUUUUCUUAUUCAUUAUGAUAUACUAUGAUCCGUCUAAUGCGAUAAAUGUUCUCUUGUUAUUUUGUGCGGUACGUUCCUAAUUACGACUUCACGCGUAUUUCUCAUGAAAUCAACUAAAAAUUUAAAGAAUUCGCAUAUCGUGCAGUGAAUAAAAUGUAUGUUGUUAUAUUCAGUGUGGAGUGUUUUAAAAAAGAAUGGAAAUAAGAGAAGCCUAAUUUAAGACAAAUUUAGCCAUAUUACCAUACUGCCUUAUUAGUUUUUCGAAUAAGGUAUUUUUUAUCAAUAGUUACCGCAUACAAACCCAAGAGAAACGCACGACAUAUUGCGCUCAUUUUUGUGGGUUUAUGAUUAUAAUCAAAACUUACUACUAUUGCCGCUGCAAGUAGAUAUUUAAGAGUGUGAAUAUGAACAAACGAGUAAAAAGUGUAGUACAUAAACAUAUAUUCUUAUGCCUGGUUAAUUAACGAUUAAAUACGUAUCGAAUGUCAUUUUUCAUUUAUAUUAUUAUUACAAUUAUUAUACAAAUGCUUUUUGAUAGUUUCCGUUACGACGAUUCUUUUACUAUUAUUAACCAUAAAAGGUUUCUUUUCAAAUUGUGAACUAAAUACAUUCAUUACAUCUUGUUCACAGGGUAUGUUGAUCUGUUAUUAUGAGUUGUAUUUUUGUACCGUCGAUCAUUUUUAAAUCUGCAUAUUAUAUCAUUUAUACAAUAAUGAUUGCAAGCAUGAUUUUAUAAGAAUAAUUACGUAUUCGAUAGACUCUUUGAAAAUCUAUAUUAGUGUUCUUUUUUUUUUCGUUUUAUUUUCACGUUGAUUAAGUUGAUUUCACAUGAUAUGAUUAUAUACUGUAUACAAUUACACAAGAAAUUGUUAUGUGAUGUAGGCGACAAGAUUCAAAGUGAAAUUCGUAUUUUUAUGAAUAAACCGAUUUAAACUCAA
Polistes canadensis is the source of this 4775-nucleotide messenger RNA. Its product is annotated as PH domain-containing protein DDB_G0287875-like. NCBI's taxonomy places the organism in Eukaryota, Metazoa, Arthropoda, Insecta, Hymenoptera, Vespidae. Bases 119 to 3337 code for a protein of 1072 amino acids. The transcript is spliced from 8 exons. The record is from RefSeq and is a predicted model, not a curated record.